AUGCAUAUUUUGUUAAAAAUCGGUUCAGUAUCACUAGUGCUUAUUAUGAUAGCCACAGCGAUCACACUUCCGAUAGUUAUGCAUUUCUUGCGACAGAAUAAGGAUACGGCUAUAUCGUCAAAUGAGACCACAACAACAGCAGCAGCAAGUCGUACGACAUUAAUGACUUCAAGCCAAGAACAUGGUAAUUCAACGAAUGUCACAGCCAACAUAGGCGUUAAUACAACUGCUGUUAUAGAUGAUGCUUCAAAAACACAAUCGAUAUAUUCUUCGGUUCUGAACAACGCUAGUCUGAUCUAUUGCCGCGACGAGAAUCCCUACACGUGCACAUCAUCUGCAUAUAAUUAUUAUGACAUUAUUGAAAUCAAUGUGAACACUAGUGGAAAUUAUACUAUUACGAGUAACAGUAAAUUUGAUACAUAUGGAUAUAUUUAUAACAAGACGUUCAGUCCUUUUUUCCCGUCUGUAAAUUUGGUAAAAUCAGCUGAUGAUGAAGGUGGAAAUCAUCAGUUUCUUUUCGAUAUUGAUUUACAAGCUGGAACGAUGGUUACUCUGGUGAUUACAACAUAUAGUCCAAAUACUGCCGGCGCGUUCUCAGUCAUUGUUGCUGGCCCCACAACGGUGCAGUUCUUGCAACUAAAUAUAACAGCUCCAAGGCUACCUCUGCCGUCACCAAUAAAUCUCGUAGCCUUUCGAGGUACUAAUCGGACUCUCACUUUCGGUGUAGUAGGAUCUGCCAGUGCAAAUAUAUGGGGCACAACAAUUUACACAGAUGAUUCGCCCACGGCCGUAACUUCUGUGCAUUCUGGUUUCGUCCGCGUUGGUCAAAGAUGCGUAGUCACAUUCAUGAUGCUACCUGGCCAAGAUGAGUAUAUAGGUAGUACACAAAAUGGUAUCACAUCGAGAUCAUGGAUUGCAUGGGUUGGCAGCUAUACCAUUAUCCAAUCUACUUGCAUUGAUUGA
Molecule: messenger RNA, 963 nt
Organism: Adineta ricciae
Lineage: Eukaryota; Metazoa; Rotifera; Eurotatoria; Adinetida; Adinetidae
Source: the annotation of a GenBank genome assembly